GCAAAAUUGCGAAUUCUGCAAUAAAUAUACAAAAAACCAGUUGAAGAAGGAAUUAACUAAUUAUAAAAUAACCAUGAGAUCGGUACUUCGUAGAAAUUAAAUCUAAGUGUAAACCAAUUUCGAACACGAACAGCGAGCUAAGCUGGUCUGUUGAGACGCAAUCGUAUAGCACACAGUGAAUUGUGUUGAAAGAAGUACCAAGUGAGGAGUUCGGAUAAUAAGAAAAUAUAUAAAUUGCGAUAAAUCAAGAACUAAUAAAGCUAUGAAGAUGCGGUUGUUGAAAAGUUGUAUGCAUUUCUUCAAUCUGAAACAGGGGACGAUUCUCAUUGCCAUUACUCAACUGUUUCUGUCAGGGUUUACCAUGAUAUUAAUGGUAUUGGCCCUUGCCCAUGCCAAAGAAAUUGGUGAACUUGUAGCCAGAGACACCGAAGAUGCUCUGGAGCGAGAAACGAUUGAGGAUAUGUCCCCUAAACAUAUGAACACCAAAAGAAUGGAUGUAGCUCAUCACUUAGCGACCGAGGUACUUUACUCCUUGUACAGUGGGUUAGUCAUCACCGUAAUACAUUUUAUAUCCGCCAUACUCCUUCUAUAUGGAUCUGUGAUGAACAAUCGCCACUUCAUGGCACCCUGGAUAACGGUAAUGAUGACGGAAAUAGUUGUGGGAAUAAUGUCUCUCUUCCUUGUGCAACAGGAUUGUCCUUUUAUUGCAAUUUUAGGUGGAAGCGCGGACAUUGGUGAACGCCUAUUCGUUCUCUUCAUUACAAUAGUUAAUUUCUACGAGUGGUUUGUGGUGUACAGCACCUACAAAACACUGGAAAGUAAGAAGGGUCUGACACACGAAGUUUACUUCGUCAAGAAACAAUAUGCAGUACCAGUUGUGGAAAAUACGAAGUCACAAAGCAAUGUUCCACAGCCUUUUGAUGUCUAGAGAAUUCAUCAUUAAAUUAACUGAUUACAAUUUUCUUAUUUUUCUCUUAAUAGUUGAGCAAAAGAUCUUGAAUAAACUGAAGAAGCAAACAGACGCACAUAAAGUGAAUCAUACCAUCAUUUUAAUCUUUCGCAUCGAUAAUAAUAUUUUAUCCAAAAUGAAUUGCCUUUCACAGCCUAACCAUUUAUGAGAUGUUAGUGUAUAUAAUAACAUAGUAUGAUAAUAUUCUGUACAACUUCCUGAUUGUAAGUGUCCCUACAGUAAAAAAGGAUACGAUCUCUAGUCUUGGGUUUGAAGAAAGAAAUCGGUUGGAGAUUAGAUUCACUGUACCUACUAAUGAAUGUUUGGAUUAUUUGUCUCGACUUAAGACUGACUGUUACAAAUUUUGCUUUCAAUUUGUGGAGGGGGGGGGGGGGGGGGGGGAAUUUCACAUGGGUGUUACAUACCUAUGCAGUCUGUUGUGUUGAAGUUGCAUGAAUGAAUUCUUGUCAUUUCAUUAUCAAAUCGUUCAUCAAUGAUUUUUUACAAAUUUGACGGGAAAAAAACUUGGGGUAUCACACUGUAUUAUAGCAACAAUACAUUUAUUACCAUGUUUAUUUCAUUAUGCCAGCUAUCAAAAUUCAACAUUCACAUCAUAUUAUCAUCAUUAUACCAUGUUACAAUCAAUCGAUUAGUGAAAAUUUGAUUUGAAAUUUGUUAAUGAUUUAUUACAACGUUGACAACUUAUUAUCGUUGAAUUUUUAUUAUUGACAAUAGUGAUGUAUGUAUUUUCAUUUGUCAGUAUAUGAUGUAUAAUAAUCAUGAUAAUAAUAAUAAAAAUGAUGAUGAUGAUGAUUAUGAUGAUGUUGACAAUGAUGAUGACGAUCAUGAUAAUGCCAUAACUAUGCUAUGUAAUCUUAAAAAUAAAGCUUCAUAAUUUUAUUUCAA
Molecule: messenger RNA, 1855 nt
Organism: Athalia rosae (coleseed sawfly)
Lineage: Eukaryota; Metazoa; Arthropoda; Insecta; Hymenoptera; Athaliidae
Exons: 6
Coding region: 263-928 (221 amino acids)
Source: RefSeq, a predicted model, not a curated record